This is a messenger RNA of Exophiala bonariae, 873 nucleotides long. RefSeq lists its product as uncharacterized. The record is from RefSeq and is a predicted model, not a curated record. Lineage: Eukaryota; Fungi; Ascomycota; Eurotiomycetes; Chaetothyriales; Herpotrichiellaceae. The transcript is spliced from 3 exons. Bases 1 to 873 code for a protein of 290 amino acids. Gene Ontology annotation, molecular function: oxidoreductase activity, acting on the CH-OH group of donors, NAD or NADP as acceptor. Gene Ontology annotation, cellular component: cytoplasm.
AUGGCAGCGACCAAGCUUCAGGGUAGUGGAGCGAUUGUGACGGGUGCCGGCUCCGGGAUCAACCUGGCGUUUGCCAAAGCACUUUAUGACCAAGGCUGUGGCGUGCUCAUUGUGGAUGUAGCACUUCAUAGAGAUGCAGUGGCUUGGAUAGAGUCUAUUCGAGGAUCAAGCAGCAAAACAAAGGUCGUUUUCCAUAAGUCCGAUGCCUCCAAAUGGACGAAGCUAGACGAAGCUUUCGAUGCGUUUGCGGACACCUUUGGUGGUGUACCAUACAUCGUGUGCCCAGGUGCUGGGAUUUACGAGCCAUCGCACAAUGGAUUCUGGAGAGACGACGACGUGGAUGAUCACUAUAAGAUCUUGGACAUCAAUCUGCUGCAUCCAAUCAAAAUGACACGUAUCGCCAUACGCCGAAUGCUCAGGCACAAAUCUCCAGGUAUCAUUUGCUGCGUCUCCAGCAUUGGAGCCCAGAAGCCUAGCGUGAUAACUCCGCUUUACCAUGUGUCAAAAUCAGGAGUUAGUAAUUUCAUCCGCUGCAUGGCCAGCUUGGACGAGAUGGCCGGCAUUCGGGUCGUCGGUGUCGCGCCAGGAAUUAUCAAGACACCUCUCUACUUUGACCACCCUGAGGCCGAACGCUUUAUAGAUAAGGAGAAGGACUUCAUGUUGGAGCCGGAACAUGUCGCGAGGGCAAUGUUGGCUGUUUGCUUCGAUUCAAAGUAUCCAGCGGGCACGGUUCUCGAGGUCACGGAUGUUGAUAAUUGGAGGGAAGUCAUGCUAUUGAAUGAUCCGGGCCCGCAAGGGAGGGCAAUACUUGCAAGUAAAAAGCAGGAAGCACUGUCCGAUGUCCUUGCUAUCUUAGAACAGGACAAACAGUGA